Drosophila melanogaster (fruit fly) is the source of this 244-nucleotide messenger RNA. RefSeq names its product seminal fluid protein 33A4 (gene Sfp33A4). The transcript has a single exon. The record is from RefSeq and is marked reviewed. NCBI's taxonomy places the organism in Eukaryota, Metazoa, Arthropoda, Insecta, Diptera, Drosophilidae. Bases 17 to 169 code for a protein of 50 amino acids.
AUUAUAUUCUGCAACGAUGCAUUGUUAUAUUCCUAUUGCGUUUUGCUUGUUCGCUCUUUUGGAAUUAACAAACGGGGUGAACGAAAAGGAAAGUUCUACCUAUUGUGUAUCCUAUUUUAAUGGUGUAUGCUGGGAUAAAAGAUUUAAUAUGUGGCCCACGGGAAAGUAGAUGCGAUAAACGCUUGUGACUUGUAAUCAUGAUACCAAGUAACUUUCGAUAAUAAAGUUGGUUAUUUUCUUUUUG